Scophthalmus maximus (turbot) is the source of this 4125-nucleotide messenger RNA. It is a transcript of the gene csnk1da, whose product is annotated as casein kinase 1, delta a. Gene Ontology annotation, cellular component: cytoplasm; nucleus; spindle microtubule. The record is from RefSeq and is a predicted model, not a curated record. The transcript is spliced from 9 exons. Gene Ontology annotation, molecular function: ATP binding; protein serine/threonine kinase activity. Lineage: Eukaryota; Metazoa; Chordata; Actinopteri; Pleuronectiformes; Scophthalmidae. Bases 62 to 1279 code for a protein of 405 amino acids. Gene Ontology annotation, biological process: positive regulation of canonical Wnt signaling pathway; spindle assembly; signal transduction.
CCCCAACAUUUUGAAGCUAGCGAGCGAGCUUGCUAGCUAGCCGACCACAGCUUCGCCUAUCAUGGAGUUGAGAGUAGGAAACCGAUACAGACUGGGCAGGAAAAUUGGAAGCGGGUCGUUUGGAGACAUCUACCUGGGUACUGACAUCUCCGUUGGAGAGGAGGUUGCCAUCAAACUGGAAUGUGUGAAGACCAAACACCCACAGCUCCACAUCGAGAGCAAAAUCUACAAGAUGAUGCAGGGUGGAGUCGGUAUUCCAACGAUAAAGUGGUGCGGGGCUGAGGGCGACUACAACGUGAUGGUGAUGGAGCUGCUGGGGCCCAGUCUGGAGGAUCUGUUCAACUUCUGCUCCCGGAAGUUCAGCCUCAAGACGGUGCUGCUGCUGGCCGACCAGAUGAUCAGCCGCAUUGAAUACAUCCACUCCAAGAACUUCAUCCACAGAGACGUGAAGCCUGAUAACUUUCUGAUGGGGCUGGGCAAGAAAGGCAACCUGGUCUACAUCAUCGACUUUGGCCUGGCCAAGAAAUACCGCGAUGCCCGCACACACCAGCACAUCCCCUACCGCGAGAACAAGAACCUGACCGGCACCGCCCGCUACGCCUCCAUAAACACACAUCUGGGCAUCGAACAGUCUAGGCGGGACGACUUGGAGUCACUGGGAUACGUCCUGAUGUACUUCAACCUGGGUUCUCUGCCCUGGCAAGGCCUCAAAGCAGCCACCAAGAGGCAGAAGUAUGAACGCAUCAGUGAAAAGAAAAUGUCCACACCCAUUGAGGUUCUCUGCAAAGGUUACCCAUCGGAGUUUGCCACCUACUUGAACUUCUGCCGCUCUCUGCGGUUCGACGACAAACCCGACUACUCGUAUCUCCGCCAGCUCUUCAGGAACCUCUUCCACCGACAGGGCUUCUCCUACGACUACGUCUUCGACUGGAAUAUGCUCAAAUUUGGUGCCAACAGGGCUGUGGAGGAUGCAGAGAGGGAGCGGCGUGAGCGGGAGGAGAGGCUGAGGCACAGUAGGAACCCUGCAGCCCGGGGCUUGGCAUCGGCCUCAGGACGAGCCAGGGCAGCCCAGGACCCCGCAGCCCCCUCCCCACUGAACCCCACCUCACACACGGGUUUGGAGAAAGAAAGGAAAGUAAGCAUGCGUCUUCAUCGUGGAGCACCUGUCAACAUCUCCUCCUCAGACCUGACGGGGCGCCAGGACACGUCCCGUAUGUCCACCUCCCAGGCUCUGUCCCGGGUCACGCCCAGCGGCCUCCAGUCUGCAGCUCCACGGUGAAGUCCUCCCAUCCACCCAUGCACCAUGGAGGCCUCAACAUGCAACACACACACACACACUAACACACACACACACACACACACACGCACACACGUAACACACACACUGGACUCUUGAAUGAUGCAAAGGACUACCAACCAAUUCACAAGAGUCUGGUUGCGCUCUUGUUCAGAGUCGCACCACCAGGAGUUUGUCUGAGAUGGAGAGAUGGGCGGGUGGAGAACAGUUUGUUUGCCUUAACCACCUUGGCAUAAGAGAAGCCACAGCCUCCCUUCUUCCUCUUCUUCUCCCGUUUAAGAUGUGGAAACACUCCCCCUCCAUGCCCUCACUGUCGAUGAAGCCAGUGAUUCACUUUUCUCUGGCCUCAUGAUACUUUUUGUUUUUUAACUUUGUUUUUACUUCUUUUUAUUCUUCAUCAUUAAACUUCCUCCCACACCAGCUCCACUGGUCAGACUUUACAACAGUUUGAAAAUGGAGAAUGACGAGUCUCUUACUUAUUGAAAAUUGUUUGUGGGACUUUUUUUAAAUUCUAAAAUCCAGAGGGCGCAUGAUCCAUCGUGGCAGUGUUAAAGCACGGUGCCGAAGCUCUGUUUUGUGUCCUGAAAGACUCUUUAAAUACCACAAGUCAACAUUUUGUUUUCUCUUUUAGGUGUUUGAGGUUUAGAUUUUAAAGUAGGAUAACCCCGGCUGUUUUUAAAAUGGGACAAAAGGUUGACGUUGAUGUUCUACUUUCCAGGCUGAUCUGAGAGUAUAUGAGUUUUUGUGUCCUCAGGUGCGUUGGAACCAGGACGUUGUAGUAAAUCAGAACACAUGCAGCACAUUUUCUUUUUCGUCUUCAGGUUGUGACUGCAGCGUGCUGCUUGGCAAAGCUGUGAAUGGAACAGUUUAAUAGUUGGGAUGUUGAUCUGUCCAUACUGAAUGGAUGAGCUGUUGUUUUUGUGCAUAGUGACGUGGUUUUUGUGUGUUUGUGUGGUUCUGUCUUAGGGUUGUACAAGCGCAAAGGGUUGUGUGUAUGUAUGCCUGUGUUUCAUAUAUAUGUAUAUAUAUACACAGGCAUACAUACAUAAAUAUAUGUAUAAAAAAAUAUUGUCUUUUCCAAUGUAACAUUACUUGCUGCAAUUUACAGCUUUACAGAAGUAGGACAGAGCGUAACAUUUGUAAUAGUCAAUUUGCAUGAUUGUUUUGGAGAAAUCAUCCGAUUAGACACGACCAACCUUAAGCGAGUUUGCUCAGAAUUGGCCCACGUCCUGAUUCGUUACUUCUUAUCCUGAUCCAAGUAAUUUCAUAUUGCGUAUGUGCCAUUAUUGUGCCAUUACACAAUAUUUUACUACAUGGUUGGUGUGCAAGUGCACAAUGGAACCACAAGAACUUUAGGAAAGAUGGAACCGUUCAUGUGACGUGUCCUCGACAACUUACUAAAUUAAAGAUUACUUCUCGGCCCGUGUAAACAAUUUUAUGUAAUGUCUUAUGCUCUUGCAGUUACAUUGUGGUAUACGUAAGAUCCAGCGUUUUCGCUCGACCCAUAUUAGCCUGGGUUGCCUCUAUUUUGACCAUUCUUCUGUUUUUGCAAGACCUCCAACAUUAUGAAAGGACUAAAUUACAUGACUGUUUACAAGAUACACUUGGAUACACAGAUUCCCCCAGAUUGAGAUUCUUCUGUCUUGGGCAGAGUAAUAAAAAUUCCAGCGUCCCGGUCAUAGUUUUUAGCAGUUUUUAUUUUUACAGAAUAACGAACACGUCAUAAAUAGCUGUAAUUGUGACUGCCUUUUUUGUUUAAAAACAAAAAAGGUAUAAUAGUUGGUACGUGCUGUAAUUCCACUCUACAGACAUUUUCUUUUAUUGAGAAUUUUAGCAGCUGAAAUAGUUGAGAGCACACACACAGAUACAGGGGACUGACAUUUUUUGAUCAGGCUUAAUGGAAGUAACCAGUAGAAUCCAAUGAAACCAUGCUUGAAUCCACUCUGAUGCUGAUCAUUCAGACCAGCUUGAGACGUCAACAUGAAAAGGUCAGACGAGCAGUCUGAGAAUCCAGGUCGAAAGUGAGUCGGUAUGGUGCAACAUCAGGUUCAAUGGCGGCGAGGAGUUUUUGGAGAGCUGAGUGUCUUAAGAGAGGAGGGUCACGGCUGAGUCCCCAACAGUACAAGAAGUACAGAGCUCAGGUGGCUCUUCUUGGCGUCUUUCUAACGAGGGGAAAUCUGAAUUGAGCAGUCAACCAACCAACGUGACCAAUGAAUCCUGCAGAUUUUUAAGUAGAAAACUCUUGAUCCGGUAGACUAGUUCCAAAGUAUUGUAGGCCAUUUAAUGUAGUUGAGGGGGAAAAGGGGUUGUAGUGCUAAUCUUUAAAUGUUUGUUAUGUUGUUAUUUGUAGGAUGUGCCUACUUCUGUCUACCACAUCCAAAUGAGCAAAACUGUUGGGGUUUGGGAUGGUGACGACAGUGUAUGGUGGGACUGGUAAAGCUUCACUCCUUUAGACUUCCUGCCAAGGCAGCUUUUUAAAAAAUGUACUUCACCUGUGGGCUUGGAAAACAAACCAAAAAAGAAAAUUGAUUAACUUAUUUGUCUCACUGAUUAUGGCUAUGAUAAAUGCAAGUACACUUUACAUGGGAUAAUGGUUCACUUUGUCAGUCUGCUUUACUCUGAUAUUUCUUCUUUUUGUCACCACCUCUGCAAUUCGCUUUAAGCUGUGCAGUGGAGAUGGUUGCUCAUGUCCCACAAAGCAUCUCUUCACUUUGGAUCAUUUGGAAAUCUUUCUUUCCAAUCCCACCUUAUGACUUUUGCUCCUCACUUGUAAUACCACUGUAUUUGUGUAUUUUAAAAUCGUGUAAAUAAAUUAAUAAGUACUUGUA